Molecule: messenger RNA, 3359 nt
Organism: Pristis pectinata (smalltooth sawfish)
Lineage: Eukaryota; Metazoa; Chordata; Chondrichthyes; Rhinopristiformes; Pristidae
Product: protein GPR108-like
Exons: 18
Coding region: 19-1710 (563 amino acids)
Biological process (GO): transport
Cellular component (GO): membrane; Golgi apparatus
Source: RefSeq, a predicted model, not a curated record
GUUGCUUCCGCUAGUGUCAUGAUGAUGGCUGGUGGAGGGGUUGGGGUUUUAUUCCUGCUGCUUCUCGCCGUUGUUGGGACGACGGGGCGGAUCCAUCACCUCACGCUUAAGGAUGAUACAAGAUCAAAAGUUCACUUGAACACCUUUGGCUUCUACACUAAUGGGACCUUGUUAGUAAACCUCACAAGUCUUCAGUUAAGAACAGACAUAGCCUUGGAGAAGAUUUUGAUUGGGUUCAGCUUUUCAAAGACGAAGACUGAUGGUGUGUCAGCAUAUACAGGGGACGACUCUGAUGUAUGUUCGCUGAGGAAGUACAACAAUCUUAUUGGUGAAUCCCUCACCCUGUUUAAGUUUAAUUUGAAGAACAAUACAGUCUCUAUGAAGAAAUCCAGUCAGCAAAGCAAGCUGUUGAUAUCAGUACUGAGUGAUGGGAAGGAUUUGAACCUUGGCGACACAGCAAGUGUAAAGAAAGACAGCAAACCAACGCAGGACAAAGAGCGAAAAGGAGAUGAGCAGAAGAUGUCAAGUUCAGGUAACACCAGAAGAAAAAGAGGAAAAGACGAUAAUAAGAACAAAGAACCAACAAAAGGAAAAGUGGAACCCACUAAACAGCAGGCAAAACCACAAACAUAUGAAGAAGUUUUUGAGCUGCGAAAAGAGAAUAGUUCCUACAGCUUCAAGUUCUCUGUGAAGAUUCCAUCCCAAAGUGAGGAAGGGCUUUAUACCCUCAGCUUUCACAAUUGCUAUGACACAGUUUCGGGGAGCAAGAUGGUUUCAUUCGACAUGACUGUUGAGAUCACGGCAAGAAAUCUUCAGAACUAUCUUUCUGCUGGAGAAAUCCCAUUACCACUGCUGUACUUGGUUAUGGCUGGGUUUUUCUUUACUGCAGCCUUGUUCUGGGUUUACCUACUUCUAAAGCACAGGUACAGUGUAUUUAAAAUCCACUGGCUGAUGGCAGCCCUGGCAUUCACCAAGUCCAUCUCCAUUCUGUUCCAUGCUAUAAACUUCUAUUUCAUUGCUGUCAAAGGAUCAGCAAUUGAAGGCUGGGCUGUGAUGUACUACAUUACCCAUCUGUUGAAAGGUGCCUUACUAUUCAUUACUUUGGCCCUGAUUGGCACAGGCUGGGCAUUUGUGAAGUACAUUCUGUCAGACAAAGACAAAAAGAUAUUCAUGAUUGUGAUACCCCUCCAGGUGUUAGCAAAUACAGCCUAUAUCAUCAUUGAGUCAACUGAAGAGGGGACAACUGACUAUGCACUGUGGAAGGAAAUCCUGUUCCUAGUCGAUCUUAUUUGCUGCGGGGCAAUCCUGUUUCCGGUUGUUUGGUCAAUCAGGCACUUGCAGGAGGCCUCAAGCACAGAUGGUAAAGCUGCAAUGAAUUUGGCAAAGCUGAAACUCUUCAGGCACUUUUAUGUCAUGAUUGUGUGCUACAUAUAUUUCACCAGGAUCAUCGCAAUUCUUCUCAAGUUCACUGUCCCAUUCCAGUGGCAGUGGAUGUAUAAUUUUCUAGUGGAGGUGUCAACACUGGUGUUCUUUGUACUGACUGGGUUCAAGUUUCGACCAGCCUCCAACAACCCCUAUCUACAGCUGCCACAGGAUGAGGAGGAUAUCCAAACGGAUGAAGUGCUGACCGAGUCGGGCUUGUUGGAAAGUGUAACGAAAGUGAAAAAGACCAGCAAUGGGCGCGAACUAAUUCGAGAUUCCUCAGUAUGAAAUCUGCCAUUUUUGGAUUGGUCAACUCCAUGGCAACGAGGCCUUUCGCCUUCACCUAGACAUUGGGAGAAAGAACUGGUACAGGAAUUCCCAGUGGAAAUUACUGGAUCCUGUUGCAAUUCCAGUUAGAUAACUGUUAAAAAGCAAAUAGUGGCUGAUUGAUCUGUACAUAUGUAAUACAUAAGAUAUAUCUUUCUAUAAUAUUCUAGUGAACUUUAUGACCAAACUCUUGGGAUAAGUGGAGAACAGUUUUGUCACAGUAAACUUCAUUCACUGUUUACAGUAAUUUCCCUUUGAAGUUUGUCUACUGUGCUUCAACAAGAAAACCCAGAGUUCUUAACUGCGAGCCACUGCACUUUUUUUCUGCAGCACCUUGUGCUGUGUGAUAACAUCCUCCUUAGCCUCACGUCUGCAUGGCCUUAUAUUUGAAGGAUGGCUUGCCCCAGUUAAUUAGUCGACAAGCUAAGUUUGCAGCUGAGAUUCUUGUACGGAAAACCUAACCAGAAACAGUAUCGCAGCAUGUAGACUUUAGUUCAGUUAUUUUGAAUCUGGUACUGGGGGCAUCAAUCCAGAAUCUAAUGGAGCAUUUUCAUUAUAACUUACCUUUUAAUGAUCUUUAUUUUGAUUGUAGUGGAAUGUUACUUUUUUUUUGGGAGUGGGUUUUAUAGAAGGAAGUGUUUAAAAACACAGCUUCUGAAAUCCUUCUUCACCUGAAGAAGGGUGAAAAUUACUUUUGGGCUCCAGAAACGGAGGUGAGACACUAUCCUUUUGCACAGGUGAAUUGUGGCUGAGCAGUAAUUUUCUCCAAGCAUCCCCAAUGUUGCAACAGCUUUGUUGUAUUCCUGAUUUCUGGAGGUUUGUAUAAAUAUGACGCAUUUUGUAAUAUUUUUCUUUGUAGUGACUUUAGAGCAGUUUUGUGCAGAAUUCCUGAUUUGCCUUUCCUGUCUUAGAAAGGGUUUGAGUCCUUGCAUCUGGCUGGUGUGAUAGGAAUUGAUAACUUGUGUAAAAAUUGAUGUUUAAGAAAACUGAGGGUAUAAAUAUUUAUAUAAUUUUCUUAUGAUCCAGUGUAGAAUUUAUAUUUAAAUAAACUUUGCUUUUAAAUUAGUGCUUAAAAUUAUGGGAUUCUUGAACUGUUCAAAACAUUUUUUAUAUUUUGUUCUCUCCAUUUCCUUCUCUUUCCUUGUGUUGCUCUCUCAGUAUUGUGAAAGGUCUUUAUCAGUCUCUCUGUUUCUUUCUGUCCAUCCAGCCUUUCUGAGUGGCCGUUCUUGUGCGAGGUUAGAUGAUGAGUUCUGAGUGGCUGCUAACCAGAAGCACAAGUGCCUUUUCCAGCAGUAUAUUCUCAAUCCUAACAUAUGGACCAAGAAAGCUGCCUUCUCUGGCUGUGGAAAGGUGGCAUUUCUGCAGCUGUAUCUUGUACAUAUAAGUUGCUAUAAUGUCCUGGUGCAUUUACUGAGUGCAGGUUUGUAGAGACCACAUUAAAGCAAUGAUUAAUGUCAUUAGAACCCAUUUUAAUUUAUGGAGCCCCAAAAUAUUGGGUUACCUGCUUGGUGUAUUUAUUUUCUCCAUACAAAUAAGUUUAUGCUUUGAAAUGAUUAAAUGUUGCUGUGAUAAGAUUUUGAUUUUAAAGAAAUAAAUUGUGUAACAUUGGA